GCCGCGUUCCAGGGAGGACCCUAGCCGAUCACCGCGCUUGCUACUUAUGUGUGCUCUCUAGUGACAUUCGCGUGUGUUUGUGUUAAGUGCUCAGACUAUAUCGUCGUGAACAGUGUUUUGGAAAUAUUCACCACGUUCAGGAUGAUUUGAGUACGCGAGAGUGUUCCAAGAUGGCGGCUACAACAUGGACCUACGUCGUUGUGCUGUGGCUCUUCCUUCUAUAUCUACUUUCACCCUCUUUGGCCGCCAGAUAUAAUGCCGACACGGGUUGCCGGUUCCCCACAAGAUGGACGGGGACGUGGUUCCAGUCCGGGAUCAGGCAGCCAAUCACAAUACAAGACGCUAGACUCAGUACAAAGGGUCGAUGCCUGUUCUCGGACGGCGACAAGUUCCUAUUAGUAGACGACAAGAACAUUUGCUACCGAUGUGUGGUGAUCCACGAAAAGCAUAUAAACGUUCUACAGUACAAAGAAACCUACUGUAUGCCACGAGACAGUCUGCAGACCCUGUGCUCUCUGAUCACCGGGGACGCCCUGUUAUACUCCAUGUUCCGUGAGGCGGCCACCUCGGUGCCUUGCCCGUUCAGGGGAGGACACACGUUCACCUACAACCGAGGACAUGGCGAGUGUCGUUAUCCUGUCAGCAGCAUUGACUCCUGCACCCAGGACUCUCGACUGCUCCUCAGAUAUCAGGCGUGUCCUGACGUCCACGGCACUGAGAGCACGGUGGAAGAGCUGGAGUGCCUCGCCACCUGGAAGGAGGGCUCGUCCCGCUACCUGGUGGGGAAGGUGGUUCCUCUACAUCAUACACACUCCACCUCCAAUGAGGACAGCUACAGGUGUUUUGUCUACGAGAAGAUGUCGGGCCAAGGUCAAUCUGCCAUGCAGCUGUAUGGUGAGGAUCCUGAGUUCCCGAGGCCAAAGGCUGACGAUGUCGAGUACAGAGUUGCUCAGUCUGGAGACGCCACAUGUAAUGGACUCUUCAGCCCCAUGGAAGGGUCAAGAACAAUGACUUUGAAAAAAGUGACUGCGAGUCAGAAGUGCAAGUUCCCCAUGUGGUUGACCCAGCAUCACCAAUGGUACACUCUGGACUACCGCAGUUCCUACAAGUUCCACCAUCGCAACACGACACUCCACAUAUCCAACACCAGUCUGGGGUCUCUGCCCAGCGAGGGGCCUGUGGUGCAGCAGCAGCUGUCUGCCUACGACAAGGAGCAGGAGGUUCGAGUUGUGUGUUCAGAGAUUCUCCAAGCCAACAGUGAAGUGGCUUAUAUUAUCACCCACUACACUGUAGGAUGCCAAAACGGCUACAUGUGUAUGAUGUUCCACAAAAGAGACGCCCACAUCAUCGAGGUCCAGUCAGGAGGGUUUACACGAAGGCCUGAAGACGCGUGCAACUCUGGUUAUUUUGACAGGAACACUAUUCCGUUCAUUACUUUAGUCACUGAAAACCCAGAAACCAAAAAAUGCCCCCACUUUGGCCGGUUCUCAGUGAAUGGGGUGAGCAGAAGAGAGCGACACACGAGGUCCCACUCUCGGGACACAGCGGUAAACAUAUCACGUCAUCAGGGGUACAGUGCGGUAAAGUGGUUAACAACCACCGAGGGACAAACUGACAUUCAGGACUUGUACAACAGAAGACUCAGGCUAAAACGAAACCUGAAACAAACCAAGGUGGAAAAGCCCUUUCAAUCUAAAAAUAGGAACUAUGACAUAAUAGGGCGCCAUCUCAAAAGAACCCACAAAAGACCAAGGAGAGAUUUGGAGCCCUAUUCCCAAACAAAAGCUUGUUCCUUGGACUUCAAGACUCUGAUGGUUGGCUGUGCAUCCUCUGACACAAUGGAGUUUCGAUCAGAAUGCUCUUCCCCAGACAACAAUAUGGUGUCAGCCUACUCCUGCCACGGAGGAUGGUCUGACAACUCCACUGCUACUCACUACCUCAUCACCACCCCGCUGUCAAGGAGCUCGCGAGGGGCCAAGCGCUACUGCUUCGUCUACCAGAGCCAAGCUGACAAUGUAGUCAUGUUCUCGACCAGCGCUGAUACUUGCAGGCGAGACAUAGUCCCUGGAUCCACCGGAGUGUUGGCAUUCAACAUUACUAGUGAAGGACAAUGCCAGGAGCUAAACACAGCGUCUAGCCUGCACCACUCCCCCUACUUCUGCAUGCUGCUGCUCUCAGUGGUGUUUUGCCUAGUAAGACCAGAGAGGUGAUUUUAAUCAGGACUUAACCUAGCAAAGUAGUUAGCCAAUAAAGUGGUUACACCACUCAGAGUUAGCCGGUUUCCUUCCGUCAGCAUCUGAUGAAUUGGUUACUCUACUCUUUAGUUUGUUUCCAAUCGUGAUAAAUGCGGUGUCUUUAUAUAUAAAUGAACAUAUUGUACAUAGUUUCUAAGGUAAAGUUUUUAUAGCUUUUAAACGUAAUCAGAUUAGGGAGAAAGUGGAUAGGUGGACCUCGAGAGUGUUAAGGUAAAUAUUUUGUUAUUUUUUUGGUUAAUUAUCUAUGAAGACAUGAUAUUUUAACACGUCAUAUAUAUUUUAGUGUACAGAUAAAAAUUUUAAUAUAUAUAUGUCUAAGUUUGUUGUUUUGUUUUUUCUGUGAUACAAUAAAGUAAACUCGGUUAUUUAUUUCCUAUUUCUAAUAGAAUGAACUUUAUCCACAUAAAAUCUUUUAUAUUAGAUUAAAAUUCAAUUUUCUAAUACUAAAUGACUUGUAAAUCAUAAAAAAAAUAAUAAACUAUUACACACUUUUUUAACAAACAAAAUUUAUUAUAUAUUGGCUUAAGACUUCUUCAGGAGCAAAAAACAAAACAAAUAAUAGACUUUGAAUAGUUUAUUAUUUUUAUAACGAUACAGCCAUUUGGUUCUAUGAAGAAACUAUGACUUGUAAAACAUUUGUUUAUAGUUUUCAAGGUGUUAAAAUUUUAUGUGCCAGCAAUUAUUCUUUUGAUCACCCGAAUAUUUGCUAAUAUUGAUACUAUUAUUUUAUUAUUCAGUGAAACUGCUUGUAAACAUUUGUUUCAUCACUAUGUAAUCAACUGAUAUUUUUUGGGCCACAAGAUUGAUAUUUUCAGCAAAUGUUAUGGUUUAGUGUUCUUUCUCUGUUGUUGAGUAGAUUUUUUAGUAAGAAUAUUGGUACUUACGGUAAAAUGUUUAAAUUGAAUAAGCAUUAAAGUGGCCAUUAAAUUAUUUAUUUGUUCAAUAUGUGUUCUUAAUUUUUUUUUUUACGUUUUUAAGUCAGCUGUAUUGUUAUUACCAGGGGUUUUGCUAUGAAACAAAGCCAACCACAAUCUUCUUGUGGCUCAACAUUUUACUUUUUAAUCUGCGUUAAGUAUGUGUGAUUUAUUUUUUUUAUCCUUACAACUUAUAGAAUUAAACAGUUAAAUCUUGCUUUAGAGAGACUACUUUGUCAGUGGUAAUCGUAAAAAUGAUCUGUGAUAGGUAGUAGUGGCUCAUAGUGCACUGGAUAUACAAAUUGUGCAGUGGACUUGGUACAAUAGUAACAUGUUAAGUGUUGUGUUAUUUAAAAACAUUUGCUAUGGGAAUAUUUGUUGUUGUGGUUGUUUAUGCAGUUACUUACAACUAUGUUUCCAGUGUUUUCUUAAAAGUAAGAAUUUCUUGUGAAAGCAUAGUUCUUUUCAAGUCUAUUUUCAGCCGCUGCUUAAUAUAUUUAAGAAUCAAAUUGUUUUUUUAUUGUUUGUCACAAGAAAAAAUGGAAACAACCUAAGCAGCAAAUAUAACCCAAAAUGCAUAAUGUAACUUUGUUAUAAGUCUCAUAAGCAAUGUACAAAGUGAUUUAAAAGUAAAACAUUUACAAAAGAAUGCCUCUUACUAUAUUUGAUGCGUCGAGCUGUAUGUUCUACUAAAGGUGCCUUGAAUGUAACGUAUUGUACGAACGGUUGGUGGUUUAAUAUUAUGUGAGGGUGUUAUUAUAGUAUUUAGUUAAAACUGUUUUGAAAUCUGAUUUCUCUCUUGGAUUGUUUGUCAGACAUUGUCUAUUGUUUUUACAUAGUUGUUAAAAAGAUAUUCGAAACAACAAUUUUAUUUUGGAAUUAGCUUGCUUUAUACGUUAUGACCAUAGAAACAGCUUUAUUAGAGAUACGUUCAUCUAGUUUUGAAGUAGCUUCGAAGAUCUAAAACAAUUGCAAGCAUAGAAAAAA
Messenger RNA from Macrosteles quadrilineatus (aster leafhopper), 4156 nucleotides. RefSeq lists its product as uncharacterized. NCBI's taxonomy places the organism in Eukaryota, Metazoa, Arthropoda, Insecta, Hemiptera, Cicadellidae. The transcript has 14 exons. The coding region runs from base 171 to 2210 and encodes 679 amino acids. The record is from RefSeq and is a predicted model, not a curated record.